UCCAAUAGCAGGAGACUUUUGCAUGAACGGUGGUACCUGCCUAUUUUUUGAGACUGUCGGUGAACCGGCAUGCAAAUGCGCGGAGGGCUUCACGGGUCUGCGGUGCGAGACGAAGGACGUCAGCAGCACCGGAAGUGUGUAUAAUCGGCGUAGGGCACCCUUUUCCUGCAAGCUGGGACUCUCUACCUCGUACUACUGCUAGCGAUAAUCGCGCGGGGCCCUUUUUUUAACCAUGAGUAGACCUUUUUCUACCCUCGCGGUGCACUGCGGU
Molecule: messenger RNA, 271 nt
Organism: Wasmannia auropunctata (little fire ant)
Lineage: Eukaryota; Metazoa; Arthropoda; Insecta; Hymenoptera; Formicidae
Product: neurogenic locus Notch protein-like
Exons: 2
Coding region: 23-202 (59 amino acids)
Source: RefSeq, a predicted model, not a curated record